AUGGUCCUAGAAGCACUUGGAGCUGCGUCAGCCGUCCUCGCCUUGCUCGAGACGAGCCUCAAGUCGGCAGAGUUCUGUAGGAGUGUCCGUGACAACUUCCUGCAGAUUCGUCAAGAUGCACAGGGUGCUACGGAGAAGAACUUCAUUCUCGAAGACUACUCAAAGGACCUUGGCGAAGUGGCGAAAGAAUGCCGCAGCAAACUCAAGCAGACCCAAGCAGUCUCGAGCAGGAAGAUUGUCAAAAUUGCAAAUGACUGUCUCAAGGAUGCCGACGAGCUCGCCGCCCUGUUGCGCACAGUUCGCGGGUCAGGUGCAUCCUCCGAGUCUAAGAGUGAGGCGGCCAAAGCGACAUUUCGAGCGAUGAAGGAACGGAAGACUAUUGAGAAGCUGGAGAACAGGUUACGAGCUCACCAGGCUGCGUGGGAUACAGUUGUGAUCCAAGAUAUCCGUAAUCAACAGGAUCUUGCCAAGGUCGAGCAGACUGCAGAGUUCAAAGCUUUCCAUGGUCAUUUGCAAGAGUUGAUCAAGAAGCAGACCAGUGCGGAGGAGAGCAACUCCAAGCAACAUGCCAUGACGCUUGCGCGACUUGAGGAGAUGAAGCUUGCUGACGAGACCGCCCACAACAAGACCCUCGAGCGCGUGGACCAGGCAAGCAGGCAGAUUGCAGUUGGUAGCCUCGUGAAAAGUUUAUCAUUCGACGGACAGCACGCAAGGAAGGAAAUGCUAAGGGAUCCGUGGCCCAGCACAUGUGACUGGAUCUUUGCCGAGCACGAAGACUACCCGGAGAAUCCUGCAGGGUUGACAGAACAUGUCUUCCUGGACUGGCUGAAGACGGACUCUCCGCUCUAUUGGAUCAGUGGAAAAGCUGGCUCUGGCAAGUCCAACUUGAUGAACUACAUGGCUGGUCAUGAGUGCACAGAAGAGCAACUCCAGCUUUGGAGCGGCGGAGACGCAGUGCUUAUCUUGGACUUCUUUUUCUGGCGGCCGGGGACUCCUUUGCAGAAGAGUCUACCAGGACUCAUGCGAUCACUUCUAUACCAGUUAUUGGAGUCCAGGAGGGACUUGGCAGAGAUCGUCUCGCAAGAGCUCGAAGCCGGGAUGUCUGCGGGCUGGACGCAGCUCAGACUGCGACAGCUAUUUGAGAAGUGCAUCACAGAGCUCAAAGAUACUCCAUUAGUGUUCUUCGUUGACGGAUUGGAUGAGUUUGAUGGCGACUCAAGCGAAUUGCUCGACUUGCUGCUCCUUCUGCCACAGUGCGGCCGGACUAAAGUGUGCGUCUCUAGUAGACGUGAGAACAAUCUCAUCCCAAGACUCGAUGCCCUCCCGCAGCUGUGGAUGGAGCACGUCAACGAAAGGGGUAUCCGGAUCUAUAUCGACGACAAACUGAUCCCGCUCGGUCUGCAGCCCUCGUUGGCGCAGUGGAUCGCUUACAGAGCGGGCGGCGUAUUCUUGUGGGCUGUCGCUGUUACGCGCUCAGUCUCUGAGGGGUUGCACAAUGGAGACGACGAUGCAAUGAUUGAGAAACUGAUUGAACAAAUGCCCGAAGAGAUGAACGAGCUGUUCCGUCACCUCCUUCAACGCAUCAACAAGGCCUACAGAGGAGACAAGACAUUGUACUUCAUCCUUCGGGCAAAGCAGCUCGCUGACCAAGAGCUUCUCGAGGAUCCGAAUCUAGCGGUCAUUAUAGCGGCUACAACCGCGGAAGGCUACCUGCCAUACUCGUACUACAUCGAGCAAUGCGAACGACUGCGUCGUCAGGUUCCUGCCCGUAGCGGAGGGCUACUGGAAGUCGCACCUGGUCACGAGAGCCUUAUAGAUCACGCAUGGGCGGUACCUCAAGACGACAGUGCGGAUCCGCAAGCUUGGCAUUCUCUGGAAGACAUCGCUGCGGCUAGGAGAAUUGUUGAAGCCGAUUCAUUGGUGAAAGACAUGUGCCAUUGCGAAAACAGCAGGAUCCUCUGGCUUCAUCGCUCAGCGUACGAUUUCAGCAUGGAACCAGACUUUAUGGCCACUAUGGGGUUCAUAAACCAUCCACCAGACUCAGAGAUUUUGUUUUCCUACCUUUCUGGAUAUUUGAAACUGCUGGCUGUCGCGCCCUCGCGAUCGUGUGGUCAAGCAAUUCGGCCGACGUCUCAGAAAGUCCAUGAGGCUGCUUCGUAUAUCUACGCAUGCAGGCACCAUCUUAGUGAUCGCACCGACGAGCUACUGAGUCGAUUGAGGGCCAUCGUGACAUCUAUCAGGCCCGCAGCGUUAUCCGAAGAUACUCAACUCGGUUACCCUGGUGAGCCAGAGACUGGAACUCAUGCCCUCGCGGACCACCAAGCCAUCGAAGACUCAGUCUACCUCGGUGAGAUGCAGGAAAGGGUAUUCUGGGCCGCUUGUGCGGAAGAAAAGCUUUACGAUUACAUACGACAGCAUCUCUUCACAUGGCCUGAAUCGGCUGGCAGCAGUCUCGCCAUGUCCACCAUGGUUGAGUCUUGCUGCCACAAUCGGCGAGGUGGUUUCUUUCGAGCACCGAAAAGCACGUUCUUGUUGGAAGUCUUACAGCGUCUAAGCUUGACGCUGCCGGAUGUCACUGAAGCGUCGUCAACCCAACGCUACGCCAACGUGAGAAUACGCCCGGACUGGUCCUGGGUACCCGAUCAUACCAGGAUGUCCUGGAGAGAUCCGUCGAGCUGUGUCGCUGACGGAAAGCGCGAUCAAGAAACAAUGCUGAACAUGGUCAAGGCAUGGCUGAGGUUCACGAUGCUGUUAAUUAUGUCUUCGACCGCAGGCGAAUUCAGCAAAGGCCUACCCAGCAUCGUACUGGAGAUCAUGCAGUCCUUCACACCGAUCCUCAAUUCCCGCGAGGUGUUCGUAGCGGUGGAACAUCGGCAUCGAUGGGAUAAGACUCGUUUGUGGCUCGAGGCUUCCUCUGACGCAUUUCCACAGGUCGCACUCGCAAGAUGGCUCCCUCCGGUAGCUCUGCGAGAGAUCUCUGAGGCAUAUGCACAAAGACCUCCAAGAUUCAGAAUCUCUUGCGGCACGCGAAUUGGCCCGUUCGCAGAGACACGGCACGUCGUUGCGUGUUUUGAACCCCCCGGUUCCCUGCGAGAGUCGAACUUCGAACCCUCACUUUUUAAACCUCGCGAGGACAUCUUGCUAAACCCUGAGCCGGGUUGGGCGCUAUCUGCUAACGCGUAUGUAGAGAUUCACUUUCUUCUGACCGACGACAAGUUCCGCGCUGCUCUCAUUGACGAGAUCUGGGCGGCAUCUCCGGACACGCUGGAUGGGUGGCAGCAACUAUAUCUACUUGCGUGCGUCCGCAGGUCCAAGAACGAUGCGAAGAACCUUGGCCUGAGUGAUGUUGAGAAGAGAGUACUUGGCUUGUAG
Messenger RNA from Saxophila tyrrhenica, 3372 nucleotides. RefSeq lists its product as uncharacterized. The record is from RefSeq and is a predicted model, not a curated record. Lineage: Eukaryota; Fungi; Ascomycota; Dothideomycetes; Mycosphaerellales; Extremaceae. The coding region runs from base 1 to 3372 and encodes 1123 amino acids. The transcript is spliced from 2 exons.